This is a messenger RNA of Rhipicephalus sanguineus (brown dog tick), 623 nucleotides long. Its product is annotated as microtubule-associated proteins 1A/1B light chain 3A. NCBI's taxonomy places the organism in Eukaryota, Metazoa, Arthropoda, Arachnida, Ixodida, Ixodidae. Gene Ontology annotation, biological process: autophagy of mitochondrion; cellular response to nitrogen starvation; autophagosome assembly. Gene Ontology annotation, molecular function: ubiquitin protein ligase binding. The record is from RefSeq and is a predicted model, not a curated record. The transcript has 5 exons. Gene Ontology annotation, cellular component: autophagosome membrane; autophagosome; cytosol. Bases 23 to 592 code for a protein of 189 amino acids.
CGAGCGAAAGUCCGAGUGUACGAUGGCCGACCACUAUCGAUGCCUCGAGGCGGCCGUCGCAGAGGCGCUCCUGGCACACAUCCAGUGCUGGUCAUUCAAGACGGCUCCCUCAAGCGUCAGCCGAGAACGGAACGCCAAGUUUUACACUGGCUGGAGCCCGUGGGUGUACUCUAGCUUCCUGUCACCGAACGAACUCGACGACUCCGGAUACCACAGCCUAUCUCGCAGGCCCUUCGGAGAGGCACCAGCCAAGACGCCACAGCCGGGCUCAAGAAAACAGGAGGUUGCUGACAUCAGACAACGGUUCCCAUCGAAGAUACCGGUGAUUGUGGAACGCUAUGCCAAAGAAAAGAACCUCCCACUCCUAGACAAGACAAAGUUCCUGGUUCCUCAGGAACUUACCAUGUCCCAGUUCGUGUCCAUUGUGAGAAACAGGCUGCAGAUCAGUGCCUGCCAAUCAUUCUACCUGCUUGUCAACAACAGAAGCAUGGCCAACCUGUCCAAGACCCUGUCCGACGUUUAUGCAGAGUUCCAUGACGAAGACGGCUUCCUCUACAUCACAUAUGCCUCCCAAGAAAUGUUCGGCUUUUAGGAGAAGCAACACGGAUUGUUACGUGCAUUUU